GAUCCUCGCGGCUUGCUUCUGGGGAGCGCGGCUUCCGAGGGCGAGGCGGCAGAUGGCGAGGCACCCUUCUGGGAGUUGCCGGGUCCUGGAAUCCGGCCCCGGCACGCCCGCCUGGCACACGGCAGGGGCGGUUGGUAUGUGGAGGUGUUUCCUGAUGCUGAGAUCCUGGUGGAUGGCCAGCGAGCUGACGCAGAGCAAAGAUCUCUGCUGCUGAAGCACGGGAGUUUGCUGCGGCUGGGCGCACUGGCCGAGCUCCGGGUGGACCUACCCGAGACGCCCGACUCCUUCCGCCCAG
Molecule: messenger RNA, 295 nt
Organism: Symbiodinium necroappetens
Lineage: Eukaryota; Dinophyceae; Suessiales; Symbiodiniaceae
Source: the annotation of a GenBank genome assembly